CCUCUCUCUCGUCUCCAACGCUCAGUCGCACCCUCGCCUCGCGCUCGACGUGCACUCCUCACGUCGGUCCAAGAGCCGGGAAAGCUUUCCUCGCCAAAGGGAGAGCAUCACUAUUGAGCAUCGGCAGAGAUAGAGAGAUCCGUACACGGUCGUGAAGGAUAAGGGCGAGGUACAAAACUACCACCAGGAUGAGGCUCCUCGCGGUCGCCGUGGGUUUCCUCCUGCAGGCGUGCAUUGUUUCCUGCGGGACGCGGCCCAGUUUCGUUUCCGACCAGAUGAUCGCAACCGCGGCCAGUGUCGUGAACGCUUGCCAAACGCAGACAGGAGUAGCCACAGCCGACAUAGAAGCGGUAAGAAACGGUCAAUGGCCGGAAACACGUCAAUUGAAGUGCUACAUGUAUUGUCUCUGGGAACAAUUCGGCCUGGUCGACGACAAGAGAGAGUUAAGUCUGAACGGUAUGCUGACGUUCUUCCAGAGAAUACCCGCCUACAGGGCUGAGGUCGAGAAGGCGAUCAGCGAGUGCAAGGGGAUCGGUAACUAUUUGGCGAAGGGUGACAACUGCGAGUACGCGUACACGUUCAACAAGUGCUACGCGGAGCUAUCCCCGAGGACUUACUAUCUAUUCUAACGAGUCGCAGGAGGGAGAGCAAUGAGGGAAGACCAAAGACAAAGUGCUCAAGAUACAAUUUCGCCGAAUGUGUUGAGAUUUUUACACUUUGAACAUCUAAUUGCGCUGCCACGCGCCGUAAUCGCAUGGCAGCGCAGUUGCUAUCUCUAGGCCUGUUCUUCUUAGCUGAACUAGUGUUGUAUUGGAACUUUGUUCCUUUUCCUUUCAACGUUCUAUCAUAUAUUUCUCAUUUUUUAAGUAGAGAGUACAGCCUGGUUCAGUAAAUAGAACAGACCUUCUAGACGUGUCGAUUACAUAUAUUGGUGUCAGUUUCAUAUAGAUUGUUUGGUUACAUAUACUGGUUAUAUGUAUUGAUUAUACGUCUUGAUAUAUAUGUGAUAAAAUAAAGGGCUCAAUAAUCUAAUCGA
Odontomachus brunneus is the source of this 1036-nucleotide messenger RNA. RefSeq names its product general odorant-binding protein 69a-like (gene Obp10). Bases 189 to 629 code for a protein of 146 amino acids. Gene Ontology annotation, molecular function: odorant binding. The transcript is spliced from 6 exons. The record is from RefSeq and is a predicted model, not a curated record. Lineage: Eukaryota; Metazoa; Arthropoda; Insecta; Hymenoptera; Formicidae.